CUUUAUUCAUUCAUUUGGCUUGUCUCGACUUAGCAACAGUUAACAAAAUCAAAAAAAAAAAUAAAAUUUAAAAAUUCCAUGUGGAAAGUAGUGGGAGCAGGCGCCACACACCAGACACCAGUUUUUAGUAAGUCCGAUUCAGAGUCACGAUGCAGGCGCACCAUGCGAUGCCAGACUUUCGGUGCCGCAACAACUGCCAGCACAAGGAGUGCCAGCGGCAUGCCCCACUGGGCAUCAUCGACCAGCACACACAGUGCAAGUGCCUGGGUGAGGUGAACGCCAGCUCGAUCUUCCUGGAGAACGUCCUGGACCUGGCCAACACCCUGGCCCAGAUAAUGAUCAUUUGCGGGAUGCACGAGUGCAAGGCCAAGUCGACGGUGGACAUCAUCACUUAUGCCUUCCUGCACUACGACCAGGUGUGCUACUGCAUCGACACAACCCCCAAGAAGCGGCUGCGGAAGGAGGACCUCUUUCACGAGCUGGGAAAAAAGUCGCUGAUGAACAAGGUGGAGGCCCACCUGGCCUAUGCGAUCAUCAAGCGGGGCUUCAAGGCCUUCUACUACGAGCCGAAGGCGGAGCUGACCUACGACGACCAGGGCCGACCCUCUUACAACGACGAGUGCGUUUGGGUGCACGCGGCGCGGAAGUCGGCGGAGAGCUACGCCCGCUUCGAUGGGCUUUCCUGCGCUGACCAGCUGGCCUACGAGGCCAAGAUCAAGAUCACCUACAAGAAGUUCUACGACCGCAUGCAGACCCGGAAGCGGCAGCCGGAGGGCGACGACUGCAACUGCUGCUUCUGCGCCAAGAAGCGCGGCCAUCUCGUCUACGCCAAGGAGCCGGUGCCCUGUAAUACGACCAAGAAGAAGCCCAAGCACGUGUGCCCCUACUGCUGCAAGAAGAAGCAAAAGCAGCAGUACACCCAUCCAGCCCGUCCGCCGGCAAAGUGCCCCAAGUGCCACAAAUCGCGCAAGUUCUGCUGCUGCGCCAAAAUGGACUUCAACCUACAGUGGGUCAGGAGCAUCUGGGAGCGACCGGACUUCAAUCAGUACUACAAAAACGAGAUCGCAGAGAUCGAGGACCGUUUGGUCAAGGGCACCUGCUGGUUGCCGCCAGAGCCGGAUGAGCAAAUGGGCGACGAGGCUGGCGAGGAGGAGGACGAGCGUGCCCAAGAGGUUCCUGUGGACACCCUCCUUGCAUUGGGCGGCAAGCCCAUUCCCGAACAGGAGCCCACUGCUCCGGCUACUGCCGCCGAGACCACCAACAAUUCUCCUCCGGCCACCAAACAGGGUUCGGUUGCCGACGUCGAGCCCGAAGCCUAGGCCCAACUUGCCUCUCCCCAUCUGGCUAAAAGUCUGCAAAAUUUUUAGUGCAAUCAGGAUUGGAUCAAUCGUUAAUAAUUUUAUAAAAAUCUAAAAAACAAGUGCGUCAACGCAA
Messenger RNA from Drosophila bipectinata, 1434 nucleotides. RefSeq lists its product as uncharacterized. The record is from RefSeq and is a predicted model, not a curated record. NCBI's taxonomy places the organism in Eukaryota, Metazoa, Arthropoda, Insecta, Diptera, Drosophilidae.